AUGUAUGGAAAAGCAGCUAUCUCACUAACAUUCAUAAUUCUUCUGUUAAUCACCUUCUCCCUCUUCAUCGGAACAGUUGAUGUCAGAUCAUACUUUUUCCAAUCACCAGAUGGAGCAUACCACUUCCCCUGUACACCCGCCCAUACCCAAUCUUCUCCCUCUGCUCCGCUCAAAGUCUACAUGUACGAUCUUCCACGUCGAUUCAAUAUUGGAAUGAUGGAGAGGAAGAAGGAGGGUGGAGAUGACACGCCGGUGAAGACAGCGGAGGAGUUGCCUCGGUGGUCUGCGAAUGCGGGAGUGAGGAAGCAACAUAGUGUGGAGUAUUGGUUAAUGGCUUCGCUUUUGGGUAGCGGUGGAGAGGGAGAGGGGAGGGAGGCGGUUAGGGUUUUGGAUCCGGAGAUUGCGGAGGCGUUUUAUGUGCCAUUUUUUAGUUCGUUGAGUUUUAACACUCAUGGACAUAACAUGACUGAUCCUGAAACAGAAAAGGAUCGGCAAUUGCAGGUUGAUUUAAUGGACUUUUUGCAAAAAUCCAAGUAUUGGCAGAGGUCUGGAGGCAGAGACCAUGUGAUUCCAAUGACACAUCCAAAUGCUUUUAGAUUUCUGCGACAACUGGUGAAUGCAUCCAUUCUUAUUGUUGCAGAUUUCGGCCGCUACCCUAGAUCCUUGUCAACUCUGAGUAAAGAUGUGGUGUCACCGUACGUACACAUUGUGGAUUCCUUCAAAGAUGAUGACCUAUCAGACCCAUUUGAGUCUCGAACAACCCUUCUUUUCUUCAGGGGGAAUACAGUCAGGAAAGAUAAAGGAAAAGUCCGUGCUAAACUGGAAAAGAUAUUGGCUGGUUAUGAUGAUGUUCGGUAUGAACGAGGCUCGCCUACAGCAGAAUCAAUACAUGCGUCAACUCAAGGGAUGCGGUCAUCGAAGUUCUGUCUAAACCCUGCAGGAGACACUCCUUCCUCUUGCCGGCUUUUCGAUGCUAUUGUUAGCCACUGUGUUCCAGUCAUUGUGAGUGAUCAAAUUGAGCUCCCCUAUGAGGAUGAAAUUGACUACAGCCAAUUCUCAAUUUUCUUCUCUAUAAAUGAGGCUAUACAGCCAGAUUACAUGGUUAAUAAGCUCCGGCAAUUUCCGAAGGACAGAUGGAUUAAAAUGUGGAGGCAGCUUAAGAAGAUCUCCUAUCACUUUGAAUUCCAGUACCCUCCAAUGAAGGAAGAUUCAGUCAACAUGCUAUGGAGGCAGAAAUACUUUAGAUUCAACACUAAAAAUCCCAAUGCGUUUGUAAAGAAUCUGCAACAAGCUAUAUCUUCAGAUAAAUCCCUGAAGGAACUGGUUAAAAAGACUACUAGUCGACAGUUAUUUUGUUACUGCCAUAGGGAAUGCUCAUUCAGUUUAGAACCAAUGGAGGUAAACUCUGUUAGCUCCCACUCCAAUGAGAAGCAACCAAUAGAGCAUGCCACAUCUACCAAUGGAGAACAUAAGCACACAGAAAAGGAGAAGAGUACUUCUGCAUUCAUCAAUCAUGCUGCAAUUGCAUGGCAUGAGAGCAGAAGAAAGUGGAUUGGAGAUCAAUCUCAACGGCCACAAAGAAUGAUUAAGGACCCAGUUAUAAGCUGGUCAACGACCUAUGAAGAUUUGCUCUCAACUCAGGAGCCCUUCUCGGAGCCAAUCCCUUUACCAGAGAUGUUUAGAGCUUUAGAGAGAGAGAGGGAGAAAGAAAUGGAUAAAUUCAAGACCAUUUUAAAACCAAAACCAAAACCUCAAGAGCAAUUGAGAGAUUGGCAGAGAAAGCUACGUCAAGAGUGCCGCAACAUUGAGCGACAAAUCAGAGGCAAGUUUCUAAUUUUCACUUUUCUUUCAAUUAUGGAUGUUCAGAGGGAGGAGAAAAAUGUAAAUAAAGCAAUUAAGGAGGCUGCCAAGAGAAAUGACAUGGGGUCAGCUAAGGCACUUGCAAAGGAGAUUGUGAUGUCUAGAAAAGCUGUGAACCGUCUUUACGAAAAUAAGGCCCAACUGAAUUCGAUAUCAAUGCACCUUGGAGAAAGUGUUGCAAUUGCCCGAACUGUGGGUCAUUUAUCUAAAAGCGCUGAGGUCAUGAAACUUGUCAAUAACCUCAUGAAAGCUCCAGAAAUGGCGGCCACAAUGCAAGAAUUCAGCAGGGAGAUGACAAAGGCUGGGGUUAUUGAAGAGAUGGUAACUGAUGCUGUUGAUACAGCACUGGAUUCUGAAGACAUGGAAGAGGAAAUUGAAGAAGAGGUUGAUAAGGUCCUAACAGAAAUAGCUGGCGAGACAGCUGCUCAGCUUCCUGAAGCUGUCAGAAAGGAAAGAGCAAGGGCACCUGCUCAAAAAGCAAGCACCUCACAUGAAGAAGAAGCUAUUGCAGAGGGUGCAGAUGAUGAGGAAGAACUAGAAGAGCUAAGGGCACGGCUGGCCAAAGUCAGAUCGUAG
Dovyalis caffra is the source of this 2436-nucleotide messenger RNA. NCBI's taxonomy places the organism in Eukaryota, Viridiplantae, Streptophyta, Magnoliopsida, Malpighiales, Salicaceae. The record is from the annotation of a GenBank genome assembly.